Messenger RNA from Daldinia childiae, 1785 nucleotides. Its product is annotated as Protein FMP25, mitochondrial. Bases 1 to 1785 code for a protein of 594 amino acids. The transcript has a single exon. Gene Ontology annotation, cellular component: mitochondrial inner membrane. NCBI's taxonomy places the organism in Eukaryota, Fungi, Ascomycota, Sordariomycetes, Xylariales, Hypoxylaceae. The record is from RefSeq and is a predicted model, not a curated record. Gene Ontology annotation, biological process: mitochondrial respiratory chain complex III assembly.
AUGACUAUCGUUAGACGAAUCGCAUUGCGUCAAAGAUUCCUUUUAUACCGCUAUCCGAAUUCAACAAUCCCUCUCACUCGUCAAUGGCCUAGAUUAGUUAGCACCGAAAGAGGAGGCAAUGAUGCCGAGCGCAAGCGUGGAAGUGUUGGAAAGUUUCUGGGUGGAAUGUUGGUAGCCCUUGCGGCUGGAAGUGCAGUUGUUUUAUAUCCGUCUUUGACCAAAGAAACCCCAAAGCCAAAACAAGCCGUAAUUGAAUACGAGAAGUCCCGACCGCCCAGUGAAUCUAAAGAAGACAACCGGGAUAUAAUAAGUAGCCAACAUCUCCAAGUUAAGAAGAGUUGGGAACACCCGGGCGUUUAUGCGUGGGGUUCUAACUCAGGUCGAGUAGCCGCACCCGAUUCAACCGACAGCGUUAUAAAGACGCCACGAAGGAUACCAUAUUUUGACGGGAUGCUCCUACGAGAUGUAAAGCUAGAUCGCGACUUUGGGGCGGCGAUUACUGAGAAGGGAGACCUUGUGCAGUGGGGUACGGCUUUCUCGAAAGCCAACCCAACCCCUGCGGAAACGUUAAAAGGCAAAGAUCUUGCCAAGAUCGAAAUAUCGCGUGACCGUAUCAUUGCCUUGGGAAAAAAUGGAAUUGUCUACUCAAUACCUGUAGCAGGAGCCGAUCAAGCUUCUGGCCAGAAGUCAUAUCAGACAUCCUGGUUAUCCUUUUGGUCCAGCCCGGAAACUGUUAAUUAUCGACAGCUUAAGCCUAAGAAUCUCAGUUGGGGCGAAAGUAUUGUCGACAUUGCCAGUGGUCUAGAGCAUACCCUACUCUUAACAUCUAAGGGGCGCGUCUUCUCUGCUGCUUCCAGCACGUCUGACUUUCCCUCUAAAGGACAAAUGGGUAUACCGGGUUUAACGUGGGCAACUCGACCAAAAGGGCCUUACGACGAGCCACACGAAAUUCUCAGUUUAAGAGGCUUUAAAAUUGGAAAAGUUGCCACUGGUGACUAUCAUUCCUUAGCACUCAAUGAUGACGGGCACGUCUUCGUCUUCGGAGACAAUACUUCUGGUCAGCUAGGUUUCGAAGUAGAGCCCCAGUUCCCUUUCAUUGAUGCUCCAAUCCCUUUGCCAUUUACCAAAAUUUACAGCGGUUCGGGACAACAACCGCGUGUGACGUCAGUUGCAGCUGGAGGUGCAAAUUCAUUCUUUACGGUAGAUGCAAAGCGAGUUGCCGGGCAAAGAGAGGACGCCAAUUCUAUUAAGGACCUAGGCCGAGUUACUGCCGAUACUUGGGCUUGUGGCUCUGGCAUUUGGGGUGGCUUAGGUACGGGUAAAUGGACACAUGUUUCGCUCGGUCCUUCCAAGAUCAAGUCGCUCUCUGGACUUUUUGAGUGGGAUGAAAAAGCGGAUUCAGUCGUCCCAAUCCGCCUAGCCCGAUUAAGUGCUGGCAGUACUCACGUAGCGGCAGUGAUGGACAAUGUUACUUCAGUUAAUACAUCUAAUAUCAGCUCGUAUAAUGAUACGAACUGGGGUGCAGAUGUAGUAUUCUGGGGUGGCAACGAGCAUUACCAGCUAGGGACAGGAAAGCGGAACAACGCCGCCUUGCCAACUUACAUAGGACCCCUAGAUGGUGGGGAGGGUGACGCAGAGAAAGGACGACAAAACGAACAACACAGGUUCCAGAUCACACCUCGAACAACAGUUAAGAUCGGCGAAGGCGGCUCGGGAAGAAAAGUCAGCAUUGAGCAGCGAGUGGAGUGUGGCCGUUUCGUGACAGCCGUAUAUUCCGGAGCAUAA